Molecule: messenger RNA, 546 nt
Organism: Magallana angulata
Lineage: Eukaryota; Metazoa; Mollusca; Bivalvia; Ostreida; Ostreidae
Exons: 3
Coding region: 1-546 (181 amino acids)
Source: RefSeq, a predicted model, not a curated record
AUGAAUUCUUUAUUCCGAACCUCGUUUUUAUUUUUGCUCACUUUUAUUAAAGUUUCUAGUCAUGAACAGUUCCAUGGCUUUUUCAAAUCCAUUGGUUUUAUGAACGAUCCGGAGCUUGCUUUCGCAUUAAACAAAAUUUAUAAUAAAUCUAGGCCUCAAUGUUCAUCAGAGUGCUUAAAACACGAGAGCUGUUAUUAUUUUGACUUUUGCAAGAUCGGUAGUUCUAGCUCUUGUUACAUCUAUAACAACACCGUUGCCGAUACCUUUGCUGUUGUAAGUGGAGCGUGCAAACGUUUUGGAUUGAAACAAACAUGUGACGCUGAAUACACUUCUCCCUGCCGAUGUCCCACCAAUAUGGGAGAUGAACGCUGCAACUACAAUUAUGAUUGUAGUGGGAAUUUGGUUGACUGGAGUACGCCUUCACACAAAUUCUAUAAAACGUUUUCAAACAAUAUUGAAAAGGAGAUGUGGUGCGAGAUGAAUAUAGACAACGGUGGUUGGAUAGUAAAAACGAUAACUUUAUUGAAUAACUGUCUGUGCACAUAA